GGUUCCGGAAACUGGCCGGGGCGGGGCAAGGAGGCUAGGGCCGCGCUGGUCGCGGAGGUUGCGGCGGCACGGAGGUCUUGGGCUUGGUCCGUCAGUUCGUCCGUUGGUCUGUCCCGCCAUGGCUGCGCCGGCGCCCUCUCCGUGGACCCUAUUGCUGCUGCUGUUGCUGCUGCUGCCGCCUCCGGGUGCCCAUGGUGAGCUGUGCAGGCCCUUUGGUGAAGACAAUUCCAUCCCAGUGUUCUGUCCUGAUUUCUGUUGUGGUUCCUGUUCCAACCAAUACUGCUGCUCGGACGUGCUGAGGAAAAUCCAGUGGAAUGAGGAAAUGUGUCCUGAGCCAGAGUCCAGAUUUUCCACCCCCCUGGAGGAGACACCGGAACAUUUGGGUUCAGCGCUGAGGUUUCGAUCCAGUUUUGACAGUGACCCUAUGUCAGGGUUCGGAGCGACCGUCGCCAUUGGCGUGACCAUCUUUGUGGUGUUUAUUGCCACCAUCAUCAUCUGCUUCACCUGCUCCUGCUGCUGUCUGUAUAAGAUGUGCUGCCGCCCACGCCCUGUCGUGACCAACACCACAACUACUACCGUGGUUCACGCCCCUUACCCUCAGCCUCAACCUGUGGCCCCCAGCUAUCCUGGACCAACAUACCAGGGCUACCAUCCCAUGCCCCCCCAGCCAGGAAUGCCAGUAGCACCCUACCCGACACAGUACCCACCACCCUACCUGGCCCAGCCCACAGGGCCGCCAGCCUACCACGAGUCCUUGGCUGGAGCCAGCCAGCCUCCAUAUAACCCGGCCUACAUGGAUCCCCCAAAGGCAAUUCCCUGAGCCUGCCCCCAGCCUCUUUGGCUGCCAUUUGAUUAUGUCGUGUGUGAGUGAGUGAUCCGCAGAGUUCUUUACUGCUGUCUGUGGUGUGUGUGCCUUGUCUAGACAUGUGGCUUCCUCUGCUGUUGACCAGGUAGGCACAAGUCUUACCAGUGCGGGUCAGGACCAGUUUUCUUCCUCACUUGAAAUUGUACUUUCUGAAAUUUCAAGCAAAUUAAGAACAAUAGGGUAGGAGGUAUUUCCCAUGUCACCCCAAGGUGACCAGCCAUGGCCUGUCACACUUAGGAGGGCAAGCUUUUUGCGGGUACAUGUCCUGCUUUGGGGAGUAACCAGCUAGCUGAUGCUAGGGUUUGGCUGCAUUUGGCAGUGGGCAUGUAGCUGGGCAGAGAACAAGGGGCCUCAGUGGCAGGGAGUCACACCAGGCAGAGCCCCAUACACUCUCCAUCAGCUAUCUGUCUGGGGCUGUGUAGAGGGCCACAUGUAUGAGGACCACAUGUGUUCACUAUUCAGGCUCCAGUGGGGAAGAUUUCCUUCCUGUGCUGGCCUGGCUCCUGCUCCCAGGCCAGGGACCUCGGUCUGUCCAGUACACACUCUGGCUUCUCCCUGCACUGUCUUUUUACUGUUAGCCAAACAUUUUGCCUGUUUUCUGUCUUCAGAUGUGUGAUAAUUGGUGUGAGGUUGAAAUCCCUGGUUCCUGGAGGACAAUCUGACCUCUGACAGUCAGUUUCCCUUGACACCAUCUUCAUAGAAAUACCUGACUCCUGUACCACAGUCCAGUUUGUCCCAGUAGCAGGGACACCAAGGCCAAUGGUAUCUGGACCAAAGGUGGGGUGGAGGGCCUAGAUGGUAUCUUUGGCCCAGAUGCGAAUACUUCUAUAUUCCCUGUUGGUUCCUGUUCCACUGGCUGUUUUAGCUUUGGGAUGAUUGGUGUUUCUGAGCAUUCAGACUCUGCACCCUCAUUUCUAAUAAAUGCAACAUUUGGACCCGC
This is a messenger RNA of Mus pahari (shrew mouse), 1805 nucleotides long. It is a transcript of the gene Shisa5, whose product is annotated as shisa family member 5. Lineage: Eukaryota; Metazoa; Chordata; Mammalia; Rodentia; Muridae. Bases 119 to 820 code for a protein of 233 amino acids. Gene Ontology annotation, biological process: positive regulation of canonical NF-kappaB signal transduction. The transcript has 6 exons. The record is from RefSeq and is a predicted model, not a curated record. Gene Ontology annotation, cellular component: endoplasmic reticulum.